Molecule: messenger RNA, 1017 nt
Organism: Nasonia vitripennis (jewel wasp)
Lineage: Eukaryota; Metazoa; Arthropoda; Insecta; Hymenoptera; Pteromalidae
Product: lysozyme
Exons: 5
Coding region: 293-760 (155 amino acids)
Molecular function (GO): lysozyme activity
Source: RefSeq, a predicted model, not a curated record
AAGAAGGUACGAGUGCCAGGAGGAGUCGCAUUUAUUGUUUUGUUCUACCAAUAGUGAGAUGGAGUCAGCGGCUCUUACAUAAAGUGACGAAAAUAGUCCCGAAAAAAUUUGCCUCGUGUUGUGAAUGCACGACGACAGCGAUCCCCACUACCGAUCGCACGGCGCGAUGACGACUCGGUAUAAAGAGCCAGGCGAGCACGCAAGCGGGAUAGUCUUUGCCGAUCGAGAUCGAACGAAGGAAGUUUGUGCGUAGCGAGUGAUUUUUCUGGUGACCGAGACUUUUCAGAUAAACAUGGCGUUCAAGAUGUUGGCCGUUGCCGGCGUGGCUGUCUUUUUGGCGUUCGUUUCUGAACAAGCGGCCUCGCAAGGCGCCGGCGCUGGAGGGCUGAACCAGGUGUGCUUGGGCUGCAUUUGCGAAGCGGCGUCUGGUUGCAACACGACGAUAGGAUGCGUCGGCGACAUCUGCGGACCGUUCCACAUCACCUGGGGAUACUGGUCCGACAGUGGCAAACCGACCCUCAACGGACAACCCGCUUCAGAUAACAAUGCCUACGCCAACUGCGUGAACGACGCCUACUGCGCAGCUCGGGCUGUCCAAGGAUACAUGGAAAAAUAUUCCCAGGACUGCAACAACGAUGGAACGAUCAACUGCGAUGAUUACGCUCGCAUUCAUUACCUGGGCGGCUACGGAUGCGGGGGAGCUCUGGAGAAGAGAUACGAGAAUGCGUACUACAACUGCCGUAACAGUUUCGCCCAGUAAUUUCUUCUAAAGUAAAACUAGUCGUAAGCGCAGCGACGAUGAAAAAUUCAGUCACCUCGAGUUGUCUCGUCUUGUUAUAGUUACUAUUUAUUUUUUUUUAUAUUUAUUACAGACUGAAUAGUAAAUUAGACGGAAUUUGGUGACGAUACUUAAGCCUUAUACGCGCAGCAAAUGUUCACACACACACACACACUAUGAUAUUAAGCUUCUCCAUGUAGAAUAAAAAUUGUUAUAUGCGAUAUUUCGAACAAGCCAGA